This is a messenger RNA of Penicillium maclennaniae, 1254 nucleotides long. RefSeq names its product enoyl-[acyl-carrier-protein] reductase. The transcript is spliced from 2 exons. NCBI's taxonomy places the organism in Eukaryota, Fungi, Ascomycota, Eurotiomycetes, Eurotiales, Aspergillaceae. Gene Ontology annotation, molecular function: trans-2-enoyl-CoA reductase (NADPH) activity. Gene Ontology annotation, biological process: fatty acid metabolic process. The coding region runs from base 1 to 1254 and encodes 417 amino acids. Gene Ontology annotation, cellular component: mitochondrion. The record is from RefSeq and is a predicted model, not a curated record.
AUGUUGUCGCAUGGUAUCAUAAGAGCUGCAGCCAACGGUGCUCGUGCCUCCGGUGCCGCUCGAGUUGCGAUUUUCCCGGUCGCCGCUAAAGCUCAAUGCGCUGGAGUCACAUUUUCCGUCGACGGCCGAAGGCGCAUUUCUAUGUACGGCUACACACAGGCAAAAGCGUUGAUCUACUCGAAAUACGGCGAGCCAAAGGAUGUCCUCAACCUUCACAAGCAUUCGAUCUCUGCUCCGCACGGUACCCAGGUGAACCUCCGUCUUCUCGCCGCGCCUAUGAAUCCCGCCGAUGUCAACCAGAUCCAAGGUGUUUAUCCUAGCAAGCCUCCGUUUGAGACGACGCUGGGAACUGCUGAGCCGUCGGCUGUGGGUGGUAACGAGGGAGCGUUCGAGGUCAUUUCAACGGGUGCGGGCGUGAAGAACCUGUCCAAGGGCGAUUGGGUCAUUAUGAAGCGCACUGGUCAGGGGACCUGGCGAACGCACGCUCAGAUGGACGAGUCACAGCUUAUCCGCAUCGAGAACAAGGAGGGCUUGACUCCCAUCCAGAUCGGUACUGUCAGUGUCAACCCGGUUACCGCGUACCGGAUGAUUCGUGACUUCUGUGAGUGGGACUGGAUGCGCGCUGGGGAGGAAUGGAUGAUCCAGAAUGGUGCCAACAGUGGCGUCGGACGCGCUGCUAUCCAAUUGAGCCGCGAGUGGGGUAUCAAGACUCUCAACGUAAUCCGUCAGCGGAAGACAACCGAAGAGACGGAGGCCCUCAAACAGGAACUCAAAGAUCUAGGUGCUAACGUCGUUGUGACUGAAGAAGAGAUGCUGAAUGGUGGUUUCCGGGAUAUGGUCAAAGAGGUUACUCGUCAGGGCCGGGAGCCCAUUCGUCUAGCCUUGAACUGCGUCGGUGGAAAGAAUGCCACGGCUCUGGCGAAGACUCUGGCUCCAGACUCCCAUAUGGUGACCUAUGGGGCCAUGUCGAAGCAGCCGGUUGCGCUACCCUCUGGCAUUUUGAUCUUCAAAAAUCUCGUGUUUGACGGAUUCUGGGUUAGCAAGUGGGGUGACAAGAACCCCCAGCUCAAGGAGAACACCAUCAAGGAUGUGCUCCAGCUUACCCGAACAGGCCGCUUCAAGGAUAUUCCUGUCGACAAAGUCGAGUGGAACUGGAAGUCCGAGGGCCCCCAGCUGGCCGAGAACGUGCAGGGCACUCUGGGUGGCUACCGCAGUGGAAAGGGUGUUUUCACCUUCACCGGCGGCGACGAGUAA